CGUGAGCUGAAUGAAUUUCCGGUUGACCCCAAACGCGGGAAAUUCGUAGGUUUGUAAAUUGAGAUUGCUUUUCGUUUGCCGACAAAAUCUAACUGGAGUAGGGACCUUUUCACUGCAAAUUUUGCAAAAUCAAAUGAAAGGCAUCAUGCUUGGCAAAAAGAACAACUUGAGCUCCACAAGCGCCCUCGAUGUUGAUGUGGAUGCAGGAGAGAUGGAUUCGGAUUUACGUCCUAUAACACCAACGGUUAUGACUACAUGUAAGAAACGGAAGAGAUCAUCAUUCAAGGGCCCAGUCAGAAUGACAGAGAAAAUACGGGCAGAUAUAAGCACCAUGCUGAAAGCUGUUCCCAAAAUUGAUGAGUUGUUCACAGUGCUUGACAAAAUAGGAGAAGGUACAUUCAGUUCUGUGUAUAGAGCCACUCUGAAGAAGACUCCAGACUGUAACCAGGAGUUUGCUCUGAAACACAUCAUCCCUACCAGUCAUCCAUCUCGUAUCCUCAGUGAACUCAGCUGCUUGGUCAGAAUAGGGGGCUGUCAUAAUGUGAUGGGGGUGAAACUCACUGUGAGGGAGAAAGACAACAUUGUCAUUGUGAUGCCACACUUCAAACAUAAUAAAUUUCAGGAUUUCUACCAUGACAUGACCGUCAAAGAAGUCCAGGACUAUCUCAGAGCCCUCUUCAUAGCCCUUAGGAGAGUCCACAAGUUCAACGUCAUUCAUCGAGACGUCAAGCCAGGAAACUUCCUGUAUAACCGACAUUCCAGGAAAUAUGCUCUUGUUGACUUUGGCCUCGCUCAGGCAGUACCCACCAGAUCCUCUGCCAAGACAACUGUAAAGCCUUCGAUUGUAGGGGGCGUCCUCCACCACGAUACCCCAAGGCCGCCUCAAUCAAGGAAGAACACUCGGAGGGCUGUGUCUACAUCAGAGAAUAAGGCUCUGACCAGAGUUGAACCGAAGAGAACUCAAUCAGAAAGUCAUUCUAAGGUCCCCAAGCUAGUAGAACUCGACCCCAACACAUUCCAUUCCACCGACAAGUCAUCCCGUGACCGUAGCAACCACCGGCUGGAUUCUGUCAAUGAAGACGACCUCAAGAAGAAGGUGCCUGCAAUGAUAGCAAGGGGCAGCGAGAACACCGCCGAGGUGAUCAUCGCCCCUUCUAAGGAAAAGAAGCCCACAAAACCCCCCAAGCCGGUCAUCCUGACAAGGAAUUGCGCUGCCAUCGCUACAAGAGGAGUGACUAGGAGGCUGCAGGACAUGCCAAAGACACCUCAGGGUAUCUGCGGGUGCUAUGGUUUACCUCAGGUCUGUGAUGUCUGCAUGGCUAAGAAGAACCAGGUGGCACCUAGAGCAGGCACACCGGGCUUCAGGUCACCAGAAGUCCUGCUCAAGUGCCCUGACCAAACAACGGCUGUGGACAUGUGGGCUGCAGGCGUGAUCUUCCUAUCCAUCCUGAGUGGGCGCUACCCCUUCUUCCGAGCACCUGACGACUUUACAGCCCUCGCUCAGAUCAUGAGCAUUAUGGGAACGGAGGAGACCACCGAGGCAGCUAAGGUCAACGGCAAGAACCUCCUGUGCAAUGUGAAGCUCCCCGCUAUGGAACUAAAGACCAUGUGUCGUCAGUUAAGACUUGGUGCCGUCCAGCGCAGGCUGAGCAAGAGCUCCCAAAGCAACGGUGAAUCCUCAAAACGACGGAGGCGGAGCAUCAACCAGACCUCACCCCCCAAAGAGGAAACCGUCGGUAGCCCGGAAUCGCAGCGGAGCGUGGGCAGUGUUGGAAGCGAGGAAGGCCUUGUGGAUCAGUUUCCUGACACGGCUUAUGACCUUCUUGGACGCCUUCUAGAGCUGGACCCUCAUAAGAGGAUAACUGCAGAACAAGCCCUCAAGCACCCAUUUCUACUUGAAUCACUUUGAUAUGAGCUUUCCUUCUGCUAGCCUAAGAUAGAUCAAUCCAUUUCUGAUGUCCAUUGCACAUGAGCUUAAGAUCAUUCUCCUUGGACGCCUUCUAGAGCUAGACCCUCAGAAGAGAAUAACUGCUGAACAAGCCCUCAAGCACCCAUUCCUUGUUGAAUCACUUUGAUAUGAGCUUUCCUUUUGCUAGCCUGAGAUAGAUCAUUCCAUUUCCGAUGUCCAUUGCACAUGAGGUGUCACUUGUCUGACCUACGAGACUGCAUGUGGUUUUGACUCACCAUGUCAGAGUUGCUUUGUGCAGAAAGGGAAUGUAAAAUGAACAAUGCAAACAUUGCCUUCACAGGCUUGAUGAGCUCAAGUUAUUACACAAUUUAAAGCCUGUCUGCACUAGUUUGGCCUGGAGGGAUUAGACCACCCAGUGUGGUCACUGACAGGUGGUUAUCUCAUCAGCUCUCAAUUAUCAUA
Strongylocentrotus purpuratus (purple sea urchin) is the source of this 2371-nucleotide messenger RNA. RefSeq names its product cell division cycle 7-related protein kinase (gene cdc7). NCBI's taxonomy places the organism in Eukaryota, Metazoa, Echinodermata, Echinoidea, Camarodonta, Strongylocentrotidae. Gene Ontology annotation, molecular function: ATP binding; protein serine/threonine kinase activity. The transcript has 10 exons. Gene Ontology annotation, cellular component: nucleus. The record is from RefSeq and is a predicted model, not a curated record. Gene Ontology annotation, biological process: protein phosphorylation; mitotic DNA damage checkpoint signaling. The coding region runs from base 134 to 1909 and encodes 591 amino acids.